GUUUUGUGAGAAUAAAUAGUUCAACUAGAUAGUUCAUAUUAUUUGCUCAUUUGAAAUGUGUGAGAUCAUUUGUAUGUACUGUAUAAGAUGCCUAAUUCAGAGGAGAAUAAAGUGACAUGUAACGUAAUUAUCAAUUAAAACAGUAAAACUUGUAACUUAAUAUUCCAUUUUUCUAAAGGACUAAAAGAUUGUUCUCAGUAUUAUAUAAUAUUACAAUUCUUAAAUGCAUUUUAUGGCAGUAUGUUUCCUCUUUCAGCCAUUUUAUUGUCACUGCAGGCUAAAGGUUGAUCAGGUUGAAAAUGGUUAUGUAUCUUUCGAUAAUUUUUUUAUGAAGCACUCCGAUUUGUCUGGAAGAAAGUGAAAGUGUGAGAUUUUACAAACUUGUUUUUUUUUUUCUUAGUACAGUCCACAUUACACUGAGCAUCUAUCAAAACAUAGCUGUUCUGUUAUCAGCAGUUGUUUCAAUAUCAUGAAAAAUGCAUUUGAAUCUGGAUAUGAAGCUGUCAUUCAGUGGGAAUAUUUUUAAAAAUGUUUUAUGGGGUAAAGACUCGCUGUAGCACUGUUCCCUGAAUCUUUGUUUUGGUCAUCGUGCUUCUGUAAAGCUACAGUAUAUUUUCUACACUUUUGGGACACCCCUCAAACAGUCUGAGCCAAUCAGCAAAGGCAGAGCAGUGGUUUCCAGGAAACUGGCCUGCUGUCAUUUUAUCAGCGGUUCACAGUUCACAAUGUCACACACGAACACCAGUGGCAGUGAGCAAAACUCUCUUACAACUACGUAAGCUUGUUCAAAGUGGUAGACACUCUUAUCUAUUGUUUUUGAUGCAGUACGCAGACCAGAGAAUUUGUCCAACAAUGAUAAAAUAUUCUUAAAUAACGUAUUAGUAAAUAUUUCUUCCAUAACGUGAGAGACAGGCAUCAACUGUGAUGGUCAACCCAUAUGAUGCAUGCACUCACUCCUCAGUAGAGGAGCAGGCUGUGAUCCAUUCCCAUUCUUCUCUGAGACCUUCAAUUCCCAGGGUUGCCCAGAACCAUCCACCACCCAGAGUUCCCAUAACCAGCAACCCAAAGCGCUGGGUGAUGAAGCCCUUCUCCCCUAAGCUAGAGCAGUCAGAUUUGCGCUCCAUUUUGAGUCCUACAGGCCAACCACAGUCACUAGAGAACACAUGGAGUAACGAUGGUGACUCUUUCAAGUUCAGCUUUGAAAGCAUAACAGUAACAGACAUGCAGCCCACUGUGAUAGUGUCCUCUGGGUAUGGCAAUAGUCCUCCAGAUGUGGUGGUCCAGGCUAAGCAAGUGGCUGUGUCUGAGGAUGGAAGUGACGGUGAAGACUUUAGGCCCAGUACUCCAAGCAACCCCAGCAGCCCUGAAACAGCCAGCAGUACAGGCUCACAUGUUGGAUUCUAUUCCUUUGUAGAUGACCCAGGAAGUCCAGAAGCAGAGAUGAAUGAGGUCUACAUGGUUUCUCCACAAAGGCAGGCCAAGCUGAAUACCCUGAAGGAGAAGAGCACCUUUAAGCUACAAACAUACACAGAGGACAAGAUACCUGGAAGGCUUUUCGAAGAAACUAAUGGAGAUGACCAUUACCGAAUCAAGGAUGCCUCCAUAGUGAAUGAAGAGGAGGAAAAUUCAGACCGAAUGGAGAUCAUCCGGAAUCAGGCACCCAAGAAAAGCCCUGCUCUUAAAAAGCAGUGGAGUUCCUUAGAAAGUCUGGACUUAAGUAACCCACCACAAAGCCUCCUGCAUGGGUUUAGUCUAAGCUACAAACCAGUGAGUGAGAAGACUGAAGAAGCCAGGGUGGAGCCUGGCACCAUAGACAGUGAGCAAAUUGACUUAAAUGCAGCACGAAAGCAGUUUCUAAUGAUGGAACAAUCAAAACAGAACCCCUUCCUACAGAGUCCUGAGCGGCUCCCUUAUUUCCCCAAACUGCGGGGAAGAACUCUAUCCUCAACAGCCAGCAUCUUCACUCUAAGACAAGUAAGCAAAGAGAACAGCCUAGAGGAGAAUGGGGUCCCACAAGCAACACAACAAGAAAUAGAAAAAAAGACUGAAACUGUGACUCAGAAUUCAAAAAAUGGAGGUGCCUUAGAUGAUGUUGAUUUUGGUCUUGGUGACCGAAGUGGAGGAUACGCCAGUGAUGGUAGCAUUUCGAAUGAUCCUUCCAUUUCAGAAAUGGAGAGCAGCUUGACAAUGUCAAGUGCAGAGGAGACUCCCAUUCAAAGGGAAAUCAGAAUUUCCCAACAACGGGAAGAGAGUCUACGUCGAUCUAGGGGUAUCUUGCACAAAGACAAUUCAGAGAUGGUGGAGAUCAGGAUAAAGCCAAUUCUGUCCCUAUCAUCUCCACAGGUGAAAGCUGCGAAACCCAAAGAACCCAACAGAGUAAGUUUCCAUAUUCAGAGAGUGCGUGAGCUUGAGAAACAGCGACAGAUCACAAACAGUGUUUCAAGCCAUGAUACCCAAGAGAACCAAGUACAGGAGAAUAAGAAGUCAUUUGAGUCACAACCGGAUGAAAUUCUAGUCCCAUCUUUGGGGGCAUGUCUAAGAGAAAGUCCCACAACUGAUUUAGAGCAAAGCACAGUCUCUGCAGAUGACAAGCUUAUUACAGAGAAACCUGCACUAGUAGAGGAAGGUGACCUUUGGGACUCAAGGGAAGUUCUUUCACCUUGCUGUCCUCAUCGACAUCCUGAUGAAUCUAUCCUUCAGAGAAACUUUGACAGCAGCACUUUUGGAAACCAAGUACAAGUAAGUGCAUAUCCUGAGGACCAUUUUAAAGCAAACAUUCAUAAAGAAAAUGGUGUAGAGUGCCAAACCAAUACCCUCAAAACAAAGAAAGAGUCAUCCUGGAUUGUGGAAAAUGACAACAGCAUGUCAGGAAGGAACAGGCUUUAUUCUCAAAAUUCUCCGUCCCCACUGGAACCUGCAAAAAGUAGUCGUUACACUCCUACCUGGAAAUCUCACCUCGAGUACACCGACUGGAGCCCCAAAAUGCAGAAUGCCCCAAACAGCAUCCGUCAGGAAAUUGAAGAAGACCUCAGACGAGAACAAGAGCUCCAAGAGCUGAGAGAGUCCAGUAGUCAGUCUUUCUCAGUACCCAACCUAGCAUCCGUCAAUCCAGUGCUAAGUUACUCUGAAUCCAGGUCUCCUCUAUCCAGCAAGGAAACUGAAUUUUCACUACAAACUCCACAUGGGAACAUGGCAGAAGUGGAUUCAGUAUUUUCAGAAAAGAAAACUAAUUACAGUAAACCAUAUUCUGGGAGUCUGGACACUUCUCGAUCAUCCAUGACAGAUAAAAGUUCACAGUUGUCCUCACCACGACCCACUUUUAGACUUCCCUCUGUGUCAAUUAUGACACCCCAGCCAUGGGGCAGCCUAAAACCCAUGUCCCCAACUGUUUCCCGGACAACCCCCAUCAAGCCCUUGAGUGCGAUUGCUGACCUGUCCUCGCCUUCUUCCCAGAAAGGUCUGACUGAGACACUGCUAAAGGACUUUGAGGACAGACGGGUCAAACUGAAGCUAGAAGAAAGUGCAUAUGCUGGGAUCCAACCUAUUGAUGCCAUAAACAAUGAGGUUGUAGUGGCCACCCGUGUAAUAAGGCAUAAAAACCAACGAGCCCUGCAGUGGGAGGCAGGCAUGUACGCCAACCAGGAGAGCUAAUGAAUCAGCACCGACAUAACAGGACACACCAGAAAUCAUCUUCAGAUGAGAAGGACUGGUUUUAAUUCCACAUUACACUUACAAGCACAUUUCUCGUGUCAUCUCACCAUAUAAACUCAAUGAACAUGAAACAUGGACAUUGCUUCCAUCUCACUCAGUUUAGCCGGCUGUUCUGAAUUGACUGGUGUGGUGGAAAUAGGUGUAAGUGUGGAGAGCAUCUUACCUGCUUGCAUGGGGUGAUUUGUAAGCUCUAGCAAACUGGAUCAUGGAAAUUUUCUUUAUUUCUCCGCCCAGUACUAACCAUCAUUAAUACUUAUAAAAUAUACACAUUUAUACAAAUCUGUCAUCUGAAAAUAACACAUUAGACUGUGUUCCAGAUUAUUCAUGUCACUAACCUUAAAAUCCCCAGCACUUAAAUGGAUAGACCAGCUUGCUUUUUAUACAAGGAAUAAAACCAAGCAAAGUAGAAUCACAGAGCUGGGUUCCUGCAUAGAGAGGAGGGACUGUGAGAAUUCAUUUAUACACAAGCCUGUUGAUCUAACAAAGUGGUCUUUAUUUUGAAAUAAUGUUGACUCUUGCUUUCCACUGAAAAAAAUAUAAAAUAUCAAUAGAAAAUUUUAUUUUGUAUUGAAUAUUGUUAAAAUAUCAAUAGAAGAUUCUUUUUGUAUUGAAUAUUGAAGAUUCAUAAAGUUGCACUGGAGAUUGUUGAUGUAUUGUAAAUGCAAUAUGAUAAUUGUUUUUUAUGUACAAUCUACAUUACAGAUUAGACAUUGUAAAUUAUGUCUAGUGAGCACUAGUCCAGUACCUUUAACGUAUACCUUCAUAAGCAGCAAAAAAUACGUGCAAUAUCAGUCUUGUUGUGUUUUCUAACUUCUUGUAUGUUAAAGUGCCAGCAAUAUUGUAAUCUCACUAAUUAAAAACCCUCAUAAUAAUGGCAUACUUGCUGAACAUUCUUCCUUCACGUGGUUUCCCUUUAAUGAAAACCCCUGUGCAAUACUUCAGAUAAACUAAUUUAUUAAGCUAAA
Molecule: messenger RNA, 4676 nt
Organism: Cyprinus carpio (common carp)
Lineage: Eukaryota; Metazoa; Chordata; Actinopteri; Cypriniformes; Cyprinidae
Source: RefSeq, a predicted model, not a curated record